GCUGUGAUAUUGGUGCCCAUUGCUUAGCUCUAACUUUUCAUACCUUUUCAUUGCUUCUAAAUAAAUACUUGAUAAAACUCUUCUCAUAUUUAGGAUAAACAAACACGCAACGACAUUCAAAAGCGUAGACUGACAUACAAUAUAUCCAGCUGCCAUGGCACUAUGCAGAGGAAUGCUGUGGACCCUUAUAUUUCUUGGAUUUAUUUUUCUCAUCAUGUCCGUUUACGGAUGGGACAGGUUCCAUCGAAAAAGAGCUGAAAGGAUGCAUAACUUACAGGAAGGGAGAAAACAGCUGCUAAAAGAAAUCUGUGAAAAUGACAAAGAGGCCAUUUCUAAGGGGGAACACAGUCUUGAAGACUUGAGUGACAGUGAACUGGAGAACCUCAUUGUGGAUGACAAGCACGGCAUCAUCUACUGUUACAUUCCCAAGGUUGCAUGUACCAACUGGAAGAGGGUGAUGUAUGUACUGAAACACGGGGAGCCAUAUCAGGAGCCUAGUUCCAUAUAUGAUCAGUACGUUCAUGGCCUUGACACCUUACGUCUUUUAAGCAGCUACCCAAGAAUAGAGAGGAAGGCAAAGCUGAAGCACUACACCAAAUUCCUGUUUGUACGGGACCCGUUCGUCCGUCUCAUCUCCGCCUUCCGAGACAAAUUCGAAGAUUCGAAGAACGACUACUACUAUAAGCCCCUCAGCCAACACAUCCAGCGUCUCUACGCCAGCCAGCCUUAUCCGCCACGCAUUACAUUUAACAACUUUAUUCAAUAUCUUAUUGAGCAGAGUGAGCAGAAUCUGCCCCUUAAUGCUCACUGGAGGCAGAUGCACCGUCUUUGCCACCCCUGCCUCAUACAGUAUGAUUUCAUUGGCCAUGUGGAGACUCUACAGGAGGAUGCUGAACAGCUACUGAACACCUUAAAGCUGCAGAACGACAUUAAGUUCCCUCCUUCCUAUGUCAACCUUACAACUGCUGAGUCUUUGUCAGGCUGGUUCAGAAAUGUGCCUCUAGUGGAAAGGAUGAAGCUGUACAAGCUCUAUGAAACUGACUUUAAGAUGUUUGGCUACAGAAAGCCAGAUGAAUUGCUUGAUGGUUGAGAGGAAGUCAUGAGAACUUUAUUCCUCUCUAUGAAACCAAUAAGCACAAAAGCCACAGCAGUCACUGCUCAGCCAAGAGCAAACAAUCGUUUUCUGUAUGAAGGGACAACAAUUCAAUAAAAGUAACUUAAUACAAGAAGCAAUCAAAAAACUGUUUAAUUAAAGAAAAAGAGUUGCAGAGAAAAUCUGUCCUAGCUGGAGAAGAUUAGAGCUCUCAUACCUGGAGUGUAUCAGGAGGUCUGACCGCAAACAUACAAAGAGAAUACAUCAUAAUCAUAAAGUCAUCUGUAUAAUAUUCCUGUGAGUAACUGAUGGUGAAAUGUUCGCUCUGCUUGAAGUGAAAACCUCUUUUCUCAGAGUGUCAUUCUGUUUUAGACAGGAAUCUGAACUAGGCGCACAGAGUACCGUGCAGUCUGUGUAUCUUCUACUAUAAAUAAUGUUAGUUGAAAGAAAACACUGAGUGUGAGUGGAGUCAGAUUUUUCUCUGAACCAUGGUUCUUCUUUCUUUACUCCUCAUGGCUUCUCCCUCAAUGCUUUCCUUGACCUUGUGAAGUUUCCUUUCGGAGUCAAUGAGCAGUGGUUGGGAAAGGAGAUUAGUUUGACUUGACGAAUGUCUCCAUGUAAGACAGUUCUCUCUUUGUUACAGCUCUCUGCCUCCUCUUAAAUACAGGACAAAAUAUUUGUAUGUAAUGUGGGACUAGACACAGCAUUAAAGUAAUGAAGUUAUUCUGAGAAGUGAUGGCCUAUUUCAAUGGCAAGAUAAAAAAAAUCGACAGAAGAAUGAGGAAGUGUAGUGCAUUCACUUGAAAAAAUACUCAACAUUAUCAAGUCCAAAUCCCGUUCAAGAAUGACAUUCUUUUACAUGUACAUUCCUGUUUGAGAACAACACUGAGUCAUUCAGUUUAGAUUAAGAUUAAGAUGCAUUUACUAGUCCCAAACACAUGCACAGGCACACUCAUGCAGGUAGGGAAAUUUAACCUCUGCUUUUGACCCAUCUGGUGCAGGACGCACAGAGCAGUGAGCGACCAUGUAUGGCGCCCGGGGAGCAGAUGUUGGGGGAGUAAGGUGCCUUGCUCAGGGGCACUAGACAGGAUACGGAGAAUCCUCUUGGAUUUUUGGACAGAUCAAUCCAGGUUCGUCUUUUUGUUGUUUCUUCCUGGAGUCGAACCAGAGACGAACCAGAGACCCUUUCUGCCCAUAGUCCAAAUUUCUGCCACUAGUCCACCGCCUCUCCGCAACCUAAAGCACUUUAUCUUUGUCUUUUAGGAUGUCACAUCUUUGAUGGUUAAAAGGCCUAUGUGAAAAAUCAUGUUUGUCCAGAAUAGGCAUUCUAUUUUUGCCAGUUGGUGUUUGAUUUUGUAUUGU
Molecule: messenger RNA, 2455 nt
Organism: Platichthys flesus (European flounder)
Lineage: Eukaryota; Metazoa; Chordata; Actinopteri; Pleuronectiformes; Pleuronectidae
Product: carbohydrate sulfotransferase 12-like
Exons: 5
Coding region: 155-1090 (311 amino acids)
Biological process (GO): proteoglycan biosynthetic process; carbohydrate biosynthetic process
Cellular component (GO): membrane
Molecular function (GO): sulfotransferase activity
Source: RefSeq, a predicted model, not a curated record